Messenger RNA from Stomoxys calcitrans (stable fly), 1455 nucleotides. Its product is annotated as zinc finger E-box-binding homeobox 1. Gene Ontology annotation, biological process: regulation of transcription by RNA polymerase II. Gene Ontology annotation, molecular function: RNA polymerase II transcription regulatory region sequence-specific DNA binding; DNA-binding transcription factor activity, RNA polymerase II-specific. NCBI's taxonomy places the organism in Eukaryota, Metazoa, Arthropoda, Insecta, Diptera, Muscidae. Gene Ontology annotation, cellular component: nucleus. The record is from RefSeq and is a predicted model, not a curated record. The coding region runs from base 92 to 1405 and encodes 437 amino acids. The transcript is spliced from 2 exons.
UCUAACGGAGAUUUUAAUGAACUUUUUGAUUCAAAAGGCCGAUGCAAUAAAUGGCAUGCCCUCAUUUUGGAAUAUUUUCACCCAAAGGUAGAUGAAGAUUGUGGAUAUGGAUAAGGCCAAGCAUCUCAAGAACGUCUGCAAAAAUUGUCAAAAUAAAAUGUGGGAGUUUCACAUAUUUCAAGAGUUUGUCCGGCAGUGUCAAAUAUGUCUGCAUAGAACCGAAGUCGAAGUGGUCGUGAAAAACGAAGUUGUUGUUGAUGGUGACGAUGUUAACCUGGGCAACGAUGAUAAAAUAGAGGACACAAGACCCAUGCCCCCAUUAACAUAUUUGACCCCCAUUCACCCAUUAAUAUAUAGGGGUGACAAUCAAAUGACUUUCCAAAUCACUGAGCUUGAAGCGAACUCUGAAGACGAGGUAAAGCCCAAUAUUGCUCUACCAGAGUUGGAAAUAGACGAUGUUCACGCAGAUGCCGAAUCAAUGCCAGAGAAGGAUGAUGAUAAUGAAGACGAGGCUGAAUUUAUCUCGAACAAAGAGGAGGAGAAAGGUGGUGGUGAUAAUGUUGCAGAAGAUGACGAAGAGAACGAUAGUGAUGGCUAUGAAGUUUUAAUGGACAGCAAUUGGGAUGACCCUAAUAAAGUUGAUGAGCUUCAGGCCAUUUGGUUGCCAAAUAUACAGUGUGUCUAUUGCCCUCUCGCAUACCCAAACUUUAAGCUGUUGAGAAAACACAUGCAUCUCAAACAUCCCAAUAAUGAGUUUUGCAUUUCAUGCUGUAAUCGUACGCUGUAUAGUCGUCGCCAAAUAAGCGAUCAUUUAUUGGUGCACAGUGAUCCAAAGAUCUUCGAUUGCAAAAGGUGCAACAAAUCAUAUACGUCCAUUGAUGGCUUGAGAGGUCACAUCUACAGUAUGCAUGCUAAUCGUAUGAAGUUUAAAUGCAACCUAUGUAGUAAACGCUUUCUUCACCAAAAGGGCCUUGAAUUGCAUCGGAAACGUUAUCAUGGCAACCCCACAGCCAUGCCGCCGGAAAUAAAAACGACUGCAGAUGGCAGAACAGUAUUUGGUUGCCGUCAAUGUGCAAAUGUUUAUAUAACGGAAAAAUCCUUUAAGAGACAUCGUUAUAAUAAACACUCACGGGAUGGCAAGCAUGGAUGUGAAAUUUGUGGAAAAUUCUUUAAGUCCAUACUUGGUUACAAAAACCAUAUGUCCUUACACUCCGAGAAAAGAACUGAGCCUACCACUUGCAUUGCAUGUGGCUGUUUGUUUGUAAAGACCACUCCUCAUAGCGAGCGUAGAAAAAAAUCGGAUCCCUUUUACCACCCCGAAAAGUGUAAAAAUUGUAUUUGUGCAGAGGUUAUGCUGAAUGCUCGUCGCCGGUUGGCCGAGGAUGUGUUGAGGUCAGAUACCUAAGAUUUUUGUAUGCUACAAAAAAUGUCACAAAAAAAACUUAACAUCGUAAA